Messenger RNA from Canis lupus familiaris (dog), 2218 nucleotides. It is a transcript of the gene DNAJC22, whose product is annotated as DnaJ heat shock protein family (Hsp40) member C22. The transcript has 4 exons. Lineage: Eukaryota; Metazoa; Chordata; Mammalia; Carnivora; Canidae. Gene Ontology annotation, cellular component: plasma membrane; early endosome. Gene Ontology annotation, biological process: endocytosis. The coding region runs from base 911 to 1930 and encodes 339 amino acids. The record is from RefSeq and is a predicted model, not a curated record.
GGGAGGAGAGCGGGGCGAGGGCCCCCGGGCCCACCGCAACCCCGAGUCAGGGCUGGGGGACCUUGGAGCUCCCAGGCUUUCCUCUAAGAGGAGGAAACAGGCCCAAGGAGCGGCGUGACUUGGCCAAGGUCGCGCCGCAGAGCCAGGAUUGGAGCCCAGGGCACUGAAGGGAAGGCUCUCGCAUCCCAGCUCCUUCCCAGCAUCGAGGUGGGAGGAGGCCGACGACUCUGGGCUGCGGCCUCCCUGCCUCUCUGCUCUCCCGAGGGCGCGCCCCUCACCCUGUGUCCCAUUUUGCUGCUGUUUCUGCCUGGAGCCCGUAGACCUCAGGAUACAGCGGACUCGGGCUCCUGCUACAUCUGGAGGCCCCCUCAGGCCUCAGGCUCAGGUCUAGAUGUAAUCUUCCCGAUUGGCAGGCCCGGAGGCGGGCUAAGGAGGCAAACUCGGGGGCUGGGGGUCCCCUCUGAGGCCUCCCCGUGAGUGAAGUCAGCCUUAGAGGAAUUGGGAAGUGGAGCCAUCCAAGGCAGCCUGGAAAGACAACGGAGUAGGAAGAGAGCGCACCCUGAGCUGAGGGACAAGUCACCCUUUCGUUUGUAGGAUUGGAAAAGGGCGAUCAAAGGCCUCUUUCUGCGUUAUAGCGAACCGCUCGGGGCUGCUUUGCCCCGGCAGCUGGACAAGCAAACACAGAAAGACAAAGUCCAUUGGGAUGGAAGUGGGAGCCGAGUGAGAAGGGCCAUUUUGCCUCUGUAGUCAAAGGAAAUGCCUGGUGUGACGGGGUCUCGGAGCCGGGUACCCAGGGUCUAAGGAUGACUCUGACCAUGACAGCCAUGAUUCUCGCAGAGGAUCCCAGAUUUCUGCAUUCUGGGCAAUGUCAAGUGCCUUUGAACUUGACCUGACACCCUUUCCCUAGAGGAUGGCCAAGGGGCUCUUGGUGACCUAUGCCCUCUGGGCUGUAGGGGGCCCUGCUGGGCUCCACCACCUGUACCUGGGGCGGGACAGUCAUGCACUGCUCUGGAUGCUUACCCUGGGGGGUGGUGGGGUGGGCUGGCUCUGGGAGUUCUGGAAGCUCCCAAGUUUUGUGGCUCAGGCCAACAGAACCCAGGGGCAGAGACAGAGCUCAGGAGGCAGGACACCCCCUCCAAGUCUUAUUCGCUUUGUUGCCCAGAUGAUAGUGGGCAUCUAUUUUGGCCUGGUGGCUCUCAUUAGCCUUUCUUUCAUGGCCAACUUCUAUAUUGUGGGCCUCCCACUGGCAGUUGGCUUAGGGGUCUUGCUGGUGGCUGCUGUUGGCAACCAGACCUCAGACUUUAAGAAUACUCUAGGGGCAGCAUUUCUUACUUCUCCUAUCUUCUAUGGCCGCCCCAUCGCCAUCCUGCCCAUUAGCUUGGCUGCCAGCAUUACAGCCCAGAAGCAUCGCCGCUAUAAAGCUUCAGUUGGGUCGGAAUCGCUCAGUGUUCGACUCUAUCGCCUGGGCCUGGCUUACCUUGCUUUCACAGGCCCUCUAGCCUACAGUGUCUUUUGCAACACAGCUGCCACCCUCAGCUAUGUGGCAGAAACCCUUGGCUCCUUCCUGAGUUGGUUCAGCUUCUUCCCCCUUGUUGGCCGCCUCACGGAGUCCGUCCUCCUUCUGCCUUACCGGAUCUGGAGGCUGCUGGUGGGGGAUCCUGGGUUCAGCAGCAGCUACUUCCAGGAGUGGGAGAAGCUCUAUGAGUUUGUUAGCAGUUUUCAGGAUGAGAAGCGUCAGCUGGCCUACCAGGUUUUGAAUCUCUCUGAGGGGGCAACGGAUGAAGAAAUACAUGGACGAUACCGAGAGCUUGUGAAGAUCUGGCACCCUGACCACAACCGGCACCGGACUGAGGAGGCUCAGAGGCAUUUCCUGGAGAUUCAGGCUGCCUAUGAAGUCCUGAGUCAGCCCAGAAAGCUCAGGGGAUCCUGAAGGUGAGAAGAAAUUUCCCUUUGGGGAUGGACUCUUCCUGGCAGAGCCAGGCAGCUUGUCCCAGCUCAGCUUUGUCCAUGUGGGUCAUCCCAAUAGCGUUAAAGAAACUGCUUGCAGUGGGGAUGAGAAAAACUUAAAGGAGUAAGAAAGCUAUUGUGGUAGAAGAGUGUGUUUAUGUUGUGAAUUUCUGAAUUCUCAUUAUUGUAUUCCUGACAGUUUCUUCUUAAUAUCAGAUAGUGGGAUGAAAGGCAUAUUAUAAAACUAAUAAAAUAUCUUUUGGAGAAUAUA